AUGGCUUCUUCAAAUGAGGAUUGGAAGCCAAGACUUGGAAUGGAAUUUGACACUAGAGAAGAGGCUGAACAAUUUUAUCUUGCUUAUGGUUUACGUGAGGGCUUCGGAGUUAGAGUACGCUUUACAAACAGGAAGAAAGACGGUAGUGUAUCGUCAUGUAGGUUUGUUUGUUGUAAGGAAGGAAUACGGAAGAAAGAGGAUAAAUGUGCAUAUGAAGGAAAAAUUCGGAGAGGUGAGACUAGAACGAAAUGCUUAGCAAAAAUUACACUUUCAAGUAAAAAUGGAAAGUUGGUUAUCAAUGAGUUUGUAGAAAACCAUAACCAUGAUCUACUAAAUCGAGAGACAACACACAUGCUUCGAUCACAUAGAAAGAUAACUGAAGUACAAGCAUAUGAGAUUGAUAUGGCUGAUGACUCUGUAUUAAGGCAGAAGGAAAUGUAUCAACUUAUGAGCACACAUGCAGGGCAUAGCGCUAAUGUUGGAUUUACAGAGGUGGAUUUGUUGGAGAAUCCGUCCUUCUUUUAUGCAUAUCAGAUGGAUAUAGAUGAACAGAUUACAAAUGUGUUCUGGUGUGAUGCAAAUAUGAUUUUGGAUUACGGAGGUUCGAUCAUUUUUGGUGCAGCUCUAAUGUAUGAUGAGACAAUUCCAUCAUUUAAAUGGUUGUUUGAAACAUUCUUACAAGCACACAACAACAAAAAACCAAAGACGAUCUUCACUGACCAAGAUCAAACAAUGUCUAGGGCACUUGAAGAAGUGAUGCCUGAGACUCACCAUGGUUUAUGCACAUGGCACUUGUUGCAGAAUGGAAUUAAACAUCUUGGAAACAGGAUGAAGAAAGGAGCUUCUUUGCUAACAGAUUUCAGCAAGUGCAUGUAUGAGAUUGGCAUUGAAGCAGAUUUUGAGAAAGCUUGGUUUGACUUGGUCAAUGAACAUAAUCUUCAUGGAACAACUUGGAUCAACUCAGUUUAUGAAAUAAAUAAAAAAUGGGCUGCAUGUUAUAUGAAGGAAGCAUUAACACUUGGCAUGCGAAGUACACAAAGCGGCAACUGUAGCAGCAUCGAUAGUGAAGAAAGUCUCAUGUUUGUUGAUAAAAGUGUAGAUGAAAUGUUCAAGAAAGUAAUAGAAUGUCCAACACAAGGUAGAGACAAUGACAAUGAUCAUCCAUCAUUUGUGAGUUAUGAUGCUAUGCAAUCAAAGGGAUUCAAGAAACAACCCAGCUCAAAGGGAACUAAGCGACAUAAAAGUUUCCUUGAGCGUCAGCCCAAGAAAAGAAGUGCUCCUCCAAGUAAACACGCUCAAUCUAGCCGUGUCCCACCUCAAAGAAGUUCACAGGUUAGAGAAUUAACAACUAAUAUGGUCAAUGGAGUAUCUUGUUCCGCGCCUCCAACUUAUGAGCCCCCGCUAGCACGUGGGGGUAUGUUUGUUAGUUACACAACUAUGUUGAUGGCACCUUUUGAUGAUACAAAUAUUGGAGCAUUACUUUGA
Medicago truncatula (barrel medic) is the source of this 1485-nucleotide messenger RNA. Its product is annotated as protein FAR1-RELATED SEQUENCE 5-like. Lineage: Eukaryota; Viridiplantae; Streptophyta; Magnoliopsida; Fabales; Fabaceae. Bases 1 to 1485 code for a protein of 494 amino acids. The transcript has 6 exons. The record is from RefSeq and is a predicted model, not a curated record.